AGUAGCUCCGCCCAUCACAGGAAGUGUCCGGGUUGUUAGCGGUUGCUGUUAGCUGAUGGGGGGGRAAAAAAGCCAAGCUGCGACGUGACUAAACCCGAGUUUCCCGUGUGGGAAAUACAACCUUGCCUUUGUUGGAGACCUUCCACGACUGUGAGAAAGGUGUAAAUAAAUCUGAGGUAGCCAUAGWGACGCUAUGUGUGAGCUGUGAGGGAGAAGCUGUGUCAUACAGGGCUUUGUUGUUGUGGGCUUAGAGUCGAGCUGCUAUCUGAAGAAGUUGGGCUCUGCAUCUCUUAACGCUGAGCUUUGAAGAAUCCAGCAUGCCUAACGAGUCAGACCGCUUACAGCGCGAAGGAGACAAGGAGUUAAAGGAUGUAACUGAGGAGACUGCGGAGCAGCAGGUCAGGGCCAGCACGCCGAGCCCCCACAGAGAGAACACGCUACAAGCCAGCCCACCCAGGUUGGUUUCUGUUGAGGAGCUGAUGGAGACAGCUAAGGGGGUAACAAACAUGGCAUUAGCUCAUGAAAUCAUGGUCAACAAGGACUUUCAAGUCAAGCCCACARAGCUUCCUGAAGGAAGUUUGGAGCACAGAGUGAAGGAGAUUAUGCACAAAGUAUUUUGGGAUCGUUUGGAAGCUCAGCUGAACGAGGAUCCGCCGUCAUACGAACAUGCCAUCAAACUCCUGGGCGAGAUUAAAGAGACGCUCCUGUCCUUUUUGCUGCCGGGCCAUGGGCGCCUGUGCUCCCGCAUCGAAGAGGUUCUGGAUCUGCCACUAAUCCAGCAGCAGGCUGAAAAUGGAGCUCUCAAUAUCAGCCAGCUGUCCCAGUUUGUCGUUGAGAUGAUGGGUUCUCUGUGCGCCCCCUGCAGAGAUGAGGAUGUCAAGAAACUGAGGCAGAUCACUGAGAUUGUUCCUCUGCUGAAGGCUAUUUUCUCUGUGCUGGACCUGAUGAAGGUGGACAUGGCUAACUUUGCACUGAAGAGCAUCAAGCCACAUCUCAUGCAGCUGUCUGUAGAGUAUGAGAGGAACAAGUUUCAGGAGUUUCUGGAGAAACAACCAAAUGCAUUAGACUACACAAAGAAGUGGCUUGAGGAGACGGUGAAAUCCCUGAGAGAAACAGAGAGUUGUGCCUCUGCCUCCAGUGACCCCCCACUUCACCCACUAAAUGUCCAUAAUCAUGCAUACAUUCGCCUGCUCAGGUGGGACCAUGCGUCAGACCCUUUCCCAGAGACAGUACUGAUGGACCAAGUUCGGUUCUUAGAGAUGCAGCAGGAGGCCGAGUGGUUAGUUCUACUCUCCUCUGUGCUUCUGAUUGUCUACACUACCACAGGAGAAGCCAUCUCAGGCCUGCCAGGACUGAUGGAGACUCUUAAAAACACUGUCAGUGCCAUGCUCACAGAAAUGCACAUGCCGUCAUUUAGUAUGCAGGAGGCCCUAGCAACCAUAGGGGAGAAGCUGUGUGUUGAGCUGAGUCACUGUUUAAGCCAGCAUGGCUUCUCCUCAUUCUCAGCUGAGAGCAAGAGCGCUCUUAAAGGGCAGAUCUCAGCCGUCAUCCAGCCAGACAACACAGUCCGUAAGCUGAUGGACUCUCGGAUUCAGAGCUAUCUACUGGCUGCCCUGGAGUCCAGUCAACACAAGACGCCGCCUCCUCUCCCCGGAGGCCUGGCGCCGGUCAGCAGAGAACUAAAAGAGCUCUCGAUCCGCUUCGGCCGACUGGUCAACUACAACAAGCUGGUCUUCUCUCCGUUCUACCAGAAGAUCCUGCAGAAUAUGUUGACGCCGGGGGAGAGCUCCAGCACAGAGACAUAAACCCCCACAGAUAUGGAGGAACAUCAGAGUGAAGAGUGGUCUGUGGUUUCUUUUUCCCCUCAUUAGCAACGGUUUGGAUGUAGAGAAAAGAGUUUAGGAGGCUGAUCUUUAAGCUGGGAGGCAAGCGAGCCCUGCUGAGCGAGCACCUUCAACUGACUUGAUUAAAACAACAGUCAUUUCACUCACAUGUACUAACGCAGUGUUGUUUCUUCAUUGAAAUAUCAGACCUCAUAAGUGUCACAUUUGCAGUACCUAUGUUUGCAUUAAUUUAUUAAGCGUAGCUGCUAGGGAUGGAUAACUUAACUCCGUAUUGCAGUUGCCAUCACCGGGAACAGUAUGACAUAUACAUCUGUGCAAAAUUAUUCACCUCUCUUGAAUUGUUACGCGUUUAGUCUCUUUGUAACCACACACUUGAAAACGGUGCAUUGGAAUUUUAUUUGAUAGACAAACACAAAUUAGUGCGUAUUUGGGAAGUGCAAGUUAAAGGAUAUGUGGUAUUACCAUUUUAAGCAAAUACUUGAAAAGUGUGGAAUGCAUUAAGACCAUUUGUUCGAAUGCUUUCUAAAUAUUCCGUCUACUGGGGUAUGUUUGUUGCAGGUAGCACAUGUAGAGAAUAAAGGUUUUCUGCUAAUUCUUAGCAAAAUAGUUAAAAAUCAGACAAACUGGUGUUGAAAACGGAUGUCGGCAUCAAUUUUCAAUUAGUGCAGUGUCUAACGAGUUUUCUUCCAAUAUUGCCCUGUAUGUAUUUUCAUCCAUCAGCUGUCUUUGUGGAAUAACUACAUCAGCCUAGCAUGAUGCUUCCACCGCCAUGUUUUACAGCAUUUUGCGUGUAAUAUUUAGCUUACACGCAAAUAUGAAAUGGAAGAUUUUAUUGCUUUUUUUUAACUACGGCUUUCUUCUUUCCACACUUCCAUAAAGGCCAGGUUUGUUGUUUGAGAACAUUGUAUGCUGUAUUUGUAUUUAAAUGUUAAAUUAUCAAUAUCUGAGUUACGUACUUCUUUGUACUUUUUUGGAGCUCUCUAAGACACGUUAGUCAACCUUUACAGAUAAAUAAAUGUAAAAGGAAUAGCAGAGACACAAUGGUCCAAUAAAUAAACUGUAAGCCAGAUGAUCUUAAAAAUUAUAUUUAAGAACAUAAAAAUUCCACAUAUAGUCUAGCCUAAAGUUUUCGUGUCUGGAGGCUGGAAGGCUUCCAUCAAGAUCUCCAAGUACAGAAACUAUAAUCUCAAAAUAUAAAGGGUGGGAGUGAGUCUAUUGCGUCCUCAACUUAUUCAGAGAACAAGUUUUAACGUUUUUAAUUGACAACAAAGCAAAGGAUGGAUAUGGAUUCAGUCCAAUUCAUUGAAGGGAACUAUGGAAUUAAGGGCCAAUUGUGGUUUUCAGUGUUACUGAGUUUUAGUUCCAGUUUAAUUGUAUUCACUCAUUGUUAACUUAUUGUUGAUAUUUUCAGAUGUUCAGCAUAUUUUCCUGACAGUCUGACAGUUAUUUAUGUUUAUGUUUGAAUUUAAAAUGUAUUCGUAUCAAUUUAUCACAUUUUUCUGCUUGCUACUGUUCUCAUAUAUCACAUACUGAUUAUUUUGGCUUAAUUGUUAUUUGUCUUAAGGUGGAAAUUGGAUGUUCCAAUAAAGAGUUGUUUGCCUUCACAUUA
This is a messenger RNA of Poecilia reticulata (guppy), 3453 nucleotides long. It is a transcript of the gene tcp11l1, whose product is annotated as t-complex 11, testis-specific-like 1. Gene Ontology annotation, biological process: signal transduction. Lineage: Eukaryota; Metazoa; Chordata; Actinopteri; Cyprinodontiformes; Poeciliidae. The record is from RefSeq and is a predicted model, not a curated record.